UAGGGAACGCGCAGGCGGGGCGAGCCGUCACGUGACCUGAGCUGAGCUCGCCAGAGACCCGGAAGAGCAGGCGGCUGCCUCACCACGUGGCUUCGGCGCCGGGCGGCGGUAGCGCUGCGAUGCUGGCCGGCUGGGGCGCCGCGCACUCGGCCGUGGCCGGCCUGCUGGGGGCGCUGGCCGCCUGCUCCGCUAAACUGGCUCUGGGCGGCGAUUACCUGCGGGAGGCGUGUGCCGCUGCGGCCGCCGGCGCCUGUGUCGGGUUACACGUGGUGCUCCGAGUAGGAUGUGUCGGUCUGGUGUUUGCGUGCAAUGCUGUCAUGUGGACCUUCUUUGCAAAAGCCCUCCACUAUUCCUCUUCCUCAGCGACUGCCACGGUGACAACAACAGCCUCCAACAUCAUCUCUUCAGCUUUCCUGGGCAGGCUGCUCUUUGGAGAGACUCGUGCACUCUUGUGGUGGGUAGGAAUCAGCGUGAUGCUCUGUGGACUCCUGCUGCUGCACACAGCUUCACUUCAGACAGAACAGCAGCAGUCUGAGAAGAAGGACAAAUAACUUAACCUGCUGGGUUAGUUUCUAUGUCAACAAUCUAAUAACAAAAUCAGCCUUCAGGCCUUUAUGCUGUAAGUGGGUGAUGCUCUGCAGACUUGCUCCUUGGAUGAUUCUCCUUCGAAUGUUGCUGUCAUGGUUACAGGGCGAACUGUGCUUCGAUUUUUUUUUUUUUAACUCCCUCCCCUUAAGUGGCUAGCCUGACUUCCUGCUCCUCACUCCGGGUGGAACCACGCAGUCCAACCAGUCUGGCUCUGGAUGUCGGACUCCUUGUUUCCCAACCAAGGCCCAGCUGAGUUAGGCAUCUGCAAGCCUUUUCGCUCUGGGGACCUGCGACCAGCAAAGUGGUUAAAAGUGACUCAAAACAGCUUCAACACAAUACAUUAUGUAUUCAUUCACACAGAGCACAAACAUUAAAGGGCUACAUGCAGAUUUCCCUUUA
Molecule: messenger RNA, 987 nt
Organism: Dermochelys coriacea (leatherback sea turtle)
Lineage: Eukaryota; Metazoa; Chordata; Testudines; Dermochelyidae
Gene: TMEM42
Product: transmembrane protein 42
Exons: 3
Coding region: 120-551 (143 amino acids)
Source: RefSeq, a predicted model, not a curated record